UUUAAUGCUGGGAGGAGUCACACCAACCUGGCAACCCAGACCGCCGCUUUGUUAACACUUCAUAGAGCCAAGAUGGCAGACUUCGAGGAGAUCAGCGAUGAAGAAAAGGUAAAACAUUUCAAAUAGAUUCUGUUACUCUCUCUAUAUAUAUUGUAGCUGUUUGUUGAAGUAUCCCUGCUCUCGUUUCGUUUCUUGUUUUUGUUAAAGCCUGAAUGAAGCGGACCGUGUUGGAGUCUGCUGCGGUGGAGCUAGCUAAGCCAGUGUUGUAUUUGACAGCUGAGAGUUUUUCUCAUUUUGUUCCUGUGAAAUAAUAAAUAAUCUUUGUAAGCUAAUAAAGACUUGUUAGCGCAGACUAUUGAAACAUUUCACAUGCGUACAGUUGAGCUGAAUGUCUUAUUUAUCCUGAAUAUGAGUUUAGGAAUGAUUGAUGAAUGUUAGCGAAAGCUGCAUGAAAGGAAGUGGAGCUACUUCCUGCAUUUACAGUAAGAGAAAAUGACAGUGCAGCAUAACACCACUCACACCCAGUCCCUGUGUUUAAAUACUGGUGACUUCACAUGUUUCUGUUACAUGAAGCUGGAAGUGUUGCUCGAAGUAAUAUGUAUUUACCAGGACAUGGUUUUAGUGAGUGUAGCUGCAGGCUCUGAGGACAUAUUUAGUCUCUGUCUGUCUGUCUGCAGAGAUAUGUGGACUUGCAGUGGCCUGUGUUCCUCCUCUGCUUCAUGCUGCUACAUGUUGUAAAAUACUGCUUUGCAUUCCUGAUGGUGUGGCCAAGAGCUUCCACCUCUCAGCCAUUAUCUCUGCAGAUUUAAAUAGAAGUGGGGUGUUGUAAAAGGACUGGAUUCUUGUCUUUACUCAGGGGUGGGGACCACAGGGUGACUCAGGAUCUGAUGUGAUAUGACCCUAGCCUGAUGUAUUUUCACGAUACUGUAGUCCUGAAUUGCAAGAUAAUCUGAUAAUACUACAUCACAAAAUCUGAUCAAUGCAGGAUCACAAAAAACCUUUAAGUGCAGGAUUAAUGUCAGUACGGAUGGCACUAAGGGUGGUGAAGUAGAGUCACAUUUAACUCUAGAACACUAUCACUAAAAGUAGUAACACUAUCACUAUCGCCAGGUGAUUUUUACCCGAAAAAGUACUUGUCAUCCAAAUAAUAUAAAAAUAGGACAAUACAUGACAAAUUCAAGUAGGUGGGAAAAAAAGGAGCCAUGAGGGGACCAUAUAAAAAUGCAACAAAAUAACUGAAAUAAGGCAUUCAUCAACAAAAAAAAUCCUAAAAAAAAAAAAAUAUAUAUAUAUAUAUAUUAAUAAGUGACCAGCUGACUCAAAUAUUUCUUAUCACCACAUGAAUUACCUUGAAAAUCACGACUUUGUGAUAGUUAUUCAUAACCACUGUGCUAAAUAAAGAUAGCAUGCAAAUUCCAGGACCACUCCUAUUGAACUUAUUCCCUACAUGCAGCUAUCAAAUCCACCCAAACCUACUUUACCCUCUAUCACUAAAAUCACCCUGUGAACACGUGUCUGUAGGAAAAAGCAGGUUUUGGAUCAGGGAAACAAAUAUGCCUUCAAAGAUGUCAAAGGAAAUACUGAAGCUACCCAGAGACCCAUGAUACUCAGACAAAUGCAACAUCAUGAAAAUCACAUAGUGAUAGUGUUCUAGGAUUAAAAGAGAAAUCUAUUCUGUGCGGCCUCUUUUUUUCAUGUAUUGAUAUUAUGGUUAUGGAUAAUGAGACACUGCUGUCUCUGUCUGAUGUUUCAUCCACGCUCCUACUACCUACUGAGUGUCUGUUAGAGAUAAGUUGAAAGUGCUGAACCCAGAGCUGAGCUUUAGAGUGCUCUCCCAGCUCUGAAUGGAGUGACUAUUCAGAUCACAGUUAAACUGGGUUACUCAUUGUUAUGCCCCUCUGCCCUUUCAGCCGGACAGCCCAUUUGUAGGUCACCGCCAGCUGCAGCCUGCAGGCUAAAAGCCCUGUCUGCCUGACAGGCGCCAUCACUGGCACAAAUACACUUAAUCGUGACACUGGCAUUAUGGUUAAAGCUCCAGAGGCCGCACACAGGAGAAUAUUCACACUUUUUUGCUGACUGAAAACUUCCGCAGGGUUUCACUUGCAAAUAUCUAAGUAACAUGCAAAACAGCAGUUCUUAUUGAGCGUCUGCAUCAGAGCGUUACCUGCCUGAACUGCUGCACUCUGAGCUUUGACACCACAUGCUUACACUUGCAAACUGGCUGCUAAGAAAAGCCCUGGGGAGACAUACCCAACCUUCCAUCUGAGGAGCGGCCAAAAUAAAGUAAUGAAGCCUGCAGCCAAGAAAGUUAGCUGACUGCUCUCUGCCUCACUCUAGUGGCUGAGUUCACGUUUUUGCAGAAGUUACUUACAUGUUUGAAAAAACAAAAGAAGAAUGGUUCGAUUAGUCAGAGAUAAUUUCAUGAUUAUUUGAGUUUAUUAAAUAAGAUUUUUGUUUGUAGGUCCGGAUUGCAGCGAACUUUGUGCUGCAUGCUCCUCCAGGAGAGUUCAAUGAAGUCUUUAAUGGUGAGUCUCAUCCUUGUUUAACACCUUAAAACCUUUUAAAGUGGAUAGAGACACCUAACUCAUGCUGUUAUUUACUCGUCUUUACAGAUGUGCGAAUACUGCUCAACAAUGAUAAACUCCUCAGAGAGGGAGCCGCCCAGUAAGUCAAAGUUCCUUCAUUUUCUGAAUAUAUUUGUAAAAUCUUGAUGUUCUGGAUGUACGGUCAUGCUGUUAUAUUCUUUUUUAUUUACAGCGCCUUCGCUCAGUACAACAUGGACCAGUUCACUCUUGCCAAACUCGAAGGAUAUGACGAUCAGGUAGGCCUGUCGUCUCAAAAACCUUUAUAUUACUUCAUCUUCUCUUUGAAACCAUCUGAUCUGCAUCUGUUACAUUAUUUCUCUGGUAGGUCCUGAUCACAGAGCACGGAGACCUGGGUAACGGCCGCUUCUUUGACCCUCACAACAAAGUCUCCUUUAAGUUUGACCACCUGAGAAAGGAAGCCAGCGACCCCCAGCCGCACGAGGGCGAGUCAUCCCUCAGGUCAUGGAGAGACGCCUGCGAUUCUGCGCUGAGGGCCUACGUCAAGGACCACUAUCCGAGUGGAGUCUGCACUGUAAGAUCUGAACCUGAGACCGCUGCUGCCGUUUUCAGAAUCACAGCAGUCGAAUCAGCAGCUUACUUUUGUUUGAUCUGCUUCAGGUUUAUGGGAAAACAAUCGAUGGGCAGCAGACUAUUAUCGCCUGUAUUGAGGGUCAUCAGUUUGAGCCUAAAAACUUCUGGUAUGUUACUUCCCACAGACAUGUUAUGAAUCAGUUUACAAACUCAAGGAAGUGUGUAAGGACUCACUCUUCUCCUUCCUCCGUUUACAGGAACGGUCGCUGCAGAUCUGAGUGGAAGUUCAGUGUCUCACAGUCUACAGCUCAGGUGGUUGGAGUCAUGAAGAUUCAGGUAUGCCGGGGAAUUAACACCUAAUUAUGAGCUUAAUUUAAGGGUUUCGUUUCAACAUUAUUAUUCCUCCUGUCUUUUCCAGGUACAUUAUUAUGAGGACGGGAAUGUGCAGCUGGUCAGCCAUAAAGAUGUGCAGGAAUCGCUCACUGUGUCUGUGAGUAGUUAACUUUUAGAUUUUCUAUUUGAAACCAGAAGAAAAUCAUUGACUGGUCUUGUUAAAGUAUAUUAUUUAUGUAUUUUGAUGCGUACUUGUUGAUUUAGUCUGAUAACACACAUGUAUGUUUCGGCAGAGUGAGUCCCAGACUGCAAAGGAGUUUGUGAAAAUUAUCGAGGAUGCAGAGAACGAUUACCAGGUACCCUGGAAACAACAACAACCGAUUUAAGCUUUCCUCUUAUUCUUCCUUUUUUUAACUUAAAUUUAUUAAAGCCUUAUUGAAACUGAAAUCUCUUUAACUGGAGGUCUCUGGCCAAGAGACAAAGCUAUAGACGUACGUUACAAGUCAAUACACAUGAAAAUAUGACAAAAAGUCAACAGUCUAAGCAUCUACAACCAGAUGCAUCUUAGUCCAACUCAAGCUAACUGUAAAAGAAUAUUUAAUGAGCCAUGUUUACAAUGCUGCUAUUAGAUAUAAAAAAUAAAGAGAAAAAUCCUGAAAAUAUCGGCACAUGAAGCUGUCUGAGAUCACAAGUAUCCUCUUUAAUAUUGCUGAAAUCAAAAUACACAGUAUUAAAGUAAGCCCAGGUUUAAAAAAGAGGAAAACAAAAUCAGAAUAGUGCAAAUAUCCAAAAUAUAUGAUAAUCUGUUCACAUAAGUACUAUAUUGUAGAUGCUACAUUUCCAUUCAUAUGCCUGCUAUCAGGGUCAGGUCUCUUGAGAGUAUUGAUCUUAAAGGUACAGUGUAGAAUACAGCAAAAAUGACUCGAUAGAAAUUCAAUAUAAGGUGCAUAAGUGCAUCAAAAUUAGUGUAUAUAUCAUUAAAUCUGAACCUUGAAUGAGCUUUUUAUAUCCACAGAGGAGUGGGCCUGUGCAAGAGCACCACCAUCUUGCAGCUCCAUGUUUAUACACAGACAAACCAGGAACAAACUGGUUUUUGUCUUUAGUGAGUGGCUGUUUAAAAUGCACAGCUCUGAAGAUGAAGAAGAAGAAUAUUUGGUGGUUAAAACUUGACACAAGGAGGUUCAUACUUAUGUAUGACAGGAGCUGCUUGUCCUUGAAGGCCGCCUUAGCUUCUCUAACAAGCGAGUGUUUUAAUCUGAAAUCGAACCUCUAGAAAUUGCUAAAUAUUCCCUUUUCCACACACCGUACCUUCAGUUUGACAUCGACUCAUUUAAUAAGAAAAAAUUAAAACCAUUUCAGUGAACAUUAAUGCAGUACAUUUCAUAAGAACUUUGCCGUCAUCUCUGUUAAAAUAGAUGGUAUCUAAUCAAAGCGUACCUGACUGACUCCUGUGUUUGUCUUCCUUCAGGUGGCGAUCAGCGAGAACUAUCAGACCAUGUCCGACACCACCUUCAAAGCCUUACGCAGACAGCUGCCGGUCACCCGCACCAAGAUCGACUGGAACAAGAUCCUCAGUUACAAGAUUGGCAAAGAGAUGCAGGGCUCUUAGAGGACAGUCACUGUUGGCUUUCACAACACAGACAACAAAAAAGGAGAGACGCCGAUGCUCGUGCAAACAUGUGAUGCAACAUAAAGUACUGUAUGUCCUUCUAAAAAAAGAGACAUUUUGGUUUCGUUCCAGAGAGUGAGAGCUUCUAACAUGCAUUAGACCGGAGUGUGUUCAGUUUGAAAUGACAUUGGGUGGUGUAAUGUUCGUUUAUUCGCAAACAUAUAUAAUUUUCUAACAAAUAAUGCCUUUCGUGACUCUGUGGAAGUCUGGGUUGUUACCUGUUAUUCACAUAUUCUAAAAGUUUCUCGACCUUCAGUGCUUCUAAUGGACUCGAGACCUCCAAACCUUGACUUUCUUGUAGCAACUAACCUACCCUCUCUGUGUAACAUAAUUGAUUUUCUUUAAGAGCUUCCAUUACCUCUAUAAGUUUUUAUGAACAGAGGGCAAAUACUAAAUGCAAUUGAAUAUGUUUACUGACCAUAGAGAGACUUUACAGCACCAUAUUAAAAGUUUUUAUUUUAGUCUUAAGAUUUAUGCAUCCCUCUGGACGCUGGGUUUUCACUAGCGGACAUGCCAAAGCAUAAAUAUUUCUUCUCCUUUUCACUGAACAUAAAUAGUCUUCCCUCAUAACGUAUAGCUCCCUGGCUUCUCUGUGUUGUCCAGAGAAAUUUUCUGUGAUAAGCCCUCCUCAGUAUGACUGCCCCUGGACUGAUAAAGUAUCAGUGUCGUCCUGACAGCUGUUUGCCUUUAGCUUUUGCUAUAUUUUUUAUACAGACUGUAAGUACAUUUAUUAUUCAUGGAAUAAAAAUAUGAUCUUGAGCAAAGA
Xyrichtys novacula (pearly razorfish) is the source of this 5884-nucleotide messenger RNA. NCBI's taxonomy places the organism in Eukaryota, Metazoa, Chordata, Actinopteri, Labriformes, Labridae. The record is from the annotation of a GenBank genome assembly.